AUGUCCUAUUCUCUUUACCGCCGUCUCCAUAAUGUCUUCACCAACACCGCUAAAUCCCAAGUCCUUGCAGCCAUCGCCGACGCCAAACCCAAAGUUCCUCCACCCUUCAACCCAAUCAGUGAACCCGAAUCCUCCAAAGAACAGAAAUUUCGGCCACUGAUUCGUAAAUUCAAGUAUUUGUCAAAAGAUCCCAGAUUCCGCUGCAGGCAUGUAAAUUAUGAAUCUUUCGUACGACGACUCAGCCGAACCCAACAGUUCUCAGCUAUUGAAGAUAUCCUCGAGCACCAAAAAAUUUACCCAGAAAUAGAAGAUGAGGGUUUCGUUGUACGACUCAUUUCUUUGUAUGGGAAAGCGGGUAUGUUCGAGCAAGCCCGGAGACUGUUCGACGAAAUGCCUGAGUUAAACUGUGAGCGUACAAUCAUAUCAUUCAAUGCUCUAUUGGCAGCUUGUGUUAACUCAAAGAAAUAUGAUAAAAUUAGUGAGAUUUUCAGGGAAUUACCUGGGAAAUUAGCUAUUUAG
This is a messenger RNA of Nicotiana tabacum (common tobacco), 519 nucleotides long. RefSeq names its product small ribosomal subunit protein mS79 (rPPR3b). Gene Ontology annotation, cellular component: chloroplast. Gene Ontology annotation, molecular function: protein binding. NCBI's taxonomy places the organism in Eukaryota, Viridiplantae, Streptophyta, Magnoliopsida, Solanales, Solanaceae. The record is from RefSeq and is a predicted model, not a curated record. Gene Ontology annotation, biological process: chloroplast-nucleus signaling pathway; mitochondria-nucleus signaling pathway.